GCGGGCUUGUCCGAUUGAGACUGAUUGAUAAUUAUAUAUACAUAAAGAUUGACGAUCCAGAGUGUAAUGAAUUCCUGUCUAAGCAUCCCUUUGGAUCUUCCAUGAGAAAAUAGCCUAAAGAAAUCUUUUUUUCCAUGGCUUGUAUUGAGGAACAAUCGGCGUAUCCAGGAAAAAGACUAGGAAUGGAAGACACAACCCUAACCCUGGAACAAGUUGAACACAUGCUGCCUGCCCCAAGAACCAUCUCUUCCGUAAGAAUACGUGAAUUUGAUGACACUACUGCCAACCCUGAACCAAUAGUACAAGAUGAGGAGGAGGCAGAUCAGUUGUUAGAGGAAUUUCUGUCACCAUCUAAACUUAGAUCCUUGACUGGUUUCUCGAAUCUUGAUCAAGUUGAAUACCUUGAAAUGAGAGUUGAUACAAGGGAAAAUAGUUUAGGAAAUUUUGGAGCUCUCCUGCCUAACCUGACAGAACUUAAGUUGUCUUACAGCCUUAUAGCCACAGUAAGAGACCUUGGUACAUCUUUGACUAAUUUGAGAACUCUGUGGCUUGCAAGAUCUGGGCUCAGUGAUUUGGAUGGAAUUAGUUCAGUCUCGUCAUUAAAGGAGCUCUACUUGGCAUUUAAUCACAUUGAGGAUGUCAGCCCAGUCAGCAUGUUGGACCAGCUGGAGAUUUUAGACUUGGAGGGAAACAAUGUUAGUGACAUCACACAGGUGGAAUUUUUAUGUCUGUGUUCGUCACUGAAGAUCUUGACACUAGAGGGAAACCCAAUUUGUACAGCCCCUCAACCCUUAGCAUCAUCAGAGGAGUUACAAAGCUAUGAUUAUCGUAGUGCAAUCCACAAAGCUGUUCCAAAUGUUAAAACACUGGAUGAUGAACCUUUCUUGGUGGAAAAAGUUGAUGGUAAGCCUGUGCUGCGGCAGCCACCAGCAUCACACAGAGCUACCAAGGUUCCAGAACAUCUCAAAGAAGACUGGCAGCUGGUCAAUGAGGGAAUCAAAGCAGUUGAUGUUGAGGAAGAGGAGGACAAUCCAUCUGACUUGGUGAGACCAGGCUCAGCAGCAGGUACAUCAAGACAAAACAGACCCUCAAGUGCCAUGUCCACCAGACAACGCCCAAUGUCUGCAUCACGGCAGAGACCAUCCAGUGCCAUGGGUCAGAGGCCUGGCUCUGCAGGAGGAGGCCUUGAACCUAUUGGAGUGUUUCGCCAGGAUGACAGCAGUGAUCUUACUCAUGGUUCCAGUCAGGUUAUUUGUGGAAAUAUUUCACGAGCUCUUAAGUCAAGACAAAAGGAUUUGAAAACGCCCAAGAUGCCUGUUAUGACGUUUCUCGAAAGUCCACGGCUUUACACGCCUGAGAAAAGCUUUGAGGACGACACGGAACCAGCAGCGAGCAAACAAGACAUCCUUAACGAACUUAAAGCUUGGAGAGAGGAGUAUUCCAAGAUGUUACAUGAGGAAAGAAGCACAAUCACAAAUAGCGGAGCACUCGAUAGUGAGUUACCAAAAACCUCGCCCUCAAUGGAUCCCCCCGCCACACGCGCCUUCUCUCCCUCCCCUCCCUCUCGCCCCCCAGGAAGUCCUUCUGCCUUACGCCGUUCACUACCUAAUCCCCCCUUAGUCGGAAGGGAAAUUUUAAGCAGACCCAACACAGCAGCAGAUUUCAGGAUGCGAAGAUUCCGACAGCUUUCCGGUGAGACUAGUGUAAACCAACUGAGACUGCGAACUCUGCAUGGAGACGAGAGUUUUGAAGUUGACAAAAACUUAUCAUCGGCGUCUCUAGAUAGCAGAUCCUCUCAGGCGCUACCAGCAGAGGAAGACACGGAACCACGCUCGUCCUCUGCGCCUGUGCGAAUCAACCGUCGUCCCAGGAAUGUGCCGCCAACGAAAGAUAACAUAAGACCCUCCCGCAAACUUCCUGACCCACCAUUUCUGGGACAGAGGCCAGGCACAGCAGCUGCUGCCUUGCAGAAACGAAGACUCAAACCUUCCCAAGAGUAACAGAAACAGUUAAGAGAACUUGUAAAAUGGAAGUAUUGGAGAAAUCAGUGAGUUUCGGAUAUGGACUUGUUAACAACAACGAAACAACAAAAACAACAACAAGUCUUGUGCGUUACAGAUGCUCUCCUGUUCACUUGGAGUGCUUUUGUGCACUAGCCGAUUACGCUUGACUGCUGAAUGACGAACUUUUUUAACUUCCGGAAGGGAAAAUUUGCGAGAUUCCAAUUUAUUGGAAUAUUGUAUAUAUUUUUGUUUUUGUGUGCGGUGACAGUGUAAAUAAAGGUGUGUUAAAGUGAA
This is a messenger RNA of Pocillopora damicornis (cauliflower coral), 2297 nucleotides long. RefSeq names its product leucine-rich repeat-containing protein 56. The record is from RefSeq and is a predicted model, not a curated record. Gene Ontology annotation, molecular function: protein binding. Lineage: Eukaryota; Metazoa; Cnidaria; Anthozoa; Scleractinia; Pocilloporidae.